Epinephelus moara (kelp grouper) is the source of this 1523-nucleotide messenger RNA. RefSeq names its product butyrophilin subfamily 3 member A2-like. Lineage: Eukaryota; Metazoa; Chordata; Actinopteri; Perciformes; Serranidae. The record is from RefSeq and is a predicted model, not a curated record. The transcript is spliced from 6 exons. The coding region runs from base 36 to 1271 and encodes 411 amino acids.
ACAACAAGAAGGAUACUGCCUGAACUGCUAAAAGGAUGCCUCUCAUGAUGGAUGGAGGUCCCUCUAAACCUCGACUCAAUGCCAUCUGCACAAUGAUUUUCCAUUUCACUGCUGCCGUCCUCUUCCUAACUUGUCCUUGCAGAGGUCAGUCUCAGAUGGUCAGUCCUUCACAGCCAAUUGUGGCAGCAGUCGGUCAAGACAUCAUGUUACCAUGCCAUCUGGAACCUGCUGUUAAUGUCACUGACAUGACUGUGGAGUGGACGAGACCUGACCUGAAUCCUAGAUUUGUUUAUGUGUGGCGUGACGGUGUGGAACUAGAGAUGAAAAAACAUCAGUCCUAUGUAGGGAGAACAUCAGUGUCCAUCACCAAAUUGAAACAUGGAGACAUUUCACUGAAACUCUGCAAAGUAAAAAUCUCUGAUAAGGGGAAAUACAGGUGCUUUAUUCCCACACUGAGCAGAGAAUCUACUGUUGAGCUUGUUGUUGGUGCAGUCUCUUCACUCACUGUUAGCUUUAUGAGGACUGACAAUGACCUCAGAGGAGUGGUGUUACAGUGUGAGUCUGCAGGCUGGUAUCCAGAGCCUGAGGUGCUGUGGCUGGACGGUGAGGGAAAGCUCCUCUCUGCUGGACCUACAGAGACAGUCAGAGGUCCUGAUGACCUCUAUACUGUCAGCAGCAGAGUGACUGUGGAGAAGAGACACAGCAACAGCUUCACCUGUAGAGUCCAACAGAGGAACAUCAACCAGACCAGAGAGACACACAUCCAGGUUCCAGAGUAUCUCUUCAUGGCCCAGUCUAAUGCUGCUCACAUCAUCAUCUGCUUGAUUGUGUGCAUCCUGUCUGUUGUUGCAGUUGUAUUCAUUGUUCGGAAAAUGGGACAAAUAGAAAAAAAAACCUCAGACGGCAGCACAGAACUUCAGCAUCUGAUGGGGGGAGGAUUCAGAGAGAAGCUCAUGACAGGAAGGGACAAUGCAAAGGCAAAACUUGAUGAAGAGUUACAAAAGAACAAGGGAGAACUGCAACAUGUACAACAGGUGAUUACAACACUGAUGGACCAGAAGGAAGGUCUGGAGAACCAGGAAGAGAAACUCAACUCACUACUGCAGAAGGACAAUGCAGAGAAAGAGGAGAAUGAGAAGGACCAGGAAAAUAUAGGAUUCAUGGAGAAAGAAAAAAAGAAGAAACUUGAAAAGAUGAAAGAGGAUGUGGAGAGGAGAAUGAAGGCAUAUACUUUUUUUUGCAGACACAGGUGCUUGUGUUUUAUGGUCUAGAAAUCUCGUACUCGUACUUGUACUCGUCGUCCUCCGCUUAUCCGGGUCCGGGUCGCGGGGGCAGCAGCCCCAGCAAGGAAACCCAGACAGUCCUCUCCCCAGCCACUUCCAUCAGCUCUUCCGCGGGAACCCCGAGGCGUUCCCAGGCCAGCCGGGUGAUGUAGUCCCUCCAGCGUGUUCUGGGGCGGCCCCGAGGUCUCCUCCCGGUUGGACAUGCCCGAAACACCUCCCAAGGGAGGUGUCCGGAAGGCA